AAAGUGCAGUAAUGUACUGUAAAGAUGGCGUGUAAAUUUGUGGUUCUGCCUGUCAGAGAGGUCUCAUCGAGGCGAGAGUAAUGAGAAAAGAGUUUUACAUCGUUCGAAAGAAAACGGAAAUCUCUCGUCCGCCAAGAGAAUCUUCAGUGUGAAAUGUCAGUCGGGACGGUCGAAACGACUUUUCCGCGACUACUCUUAAAGAAGUAACGAAAAAGUGGGGAAAAAAAACCCUCGUGACAAUAAUCUCGCGUUUUACGAUGAUGACGAGGAUAGGAUCAUCGUUGCGCGAUGUUCGCGUAUAAACUCAUAACUUUUUUCAAUGUAAAAUGUGAAAAGUGACACCCCAUGUUUCAGCAACGUUUAACCUAAAAUAUAGUCAGUGUGAACCUUGAACUGUACUUUUUGAAAGAGAUAUUAUGAACCCAUGUGAGAAUUUCUACCUUUAAUAUCAUCAAUCCCUGGGGAUUGUACAUUUCUUACAUAGAAAUAGAAACUAAAACAAUAGAUUUGUUUGCUUUUUUUUUAAAUUUUUCUAAUCAUCGAAUAUAUGACUCAUCGAAGUUACUUUAAUCUCGACGCUUCAAUCAUUCGCGUAUAUCGCGAAUUUCAAACGAAAACAACAAGCUGGAGUGCAUUUCAACAAGAAAUCGUUGAUGUUCGUUGGGGAUUAAAAGUUCAGUGAAAUACGUGGAAAAUGCCUAAAAUACGAACGAGACAGACGACUGGAGGCUCGUGGCUUCAUCAGAGAGAGCUCGGUCUUCGGUUUCCUCUCGGACACGGUGAUCGUUUUUACAAAACUUUGUAUUCUUCCAUUCAACCCGUGAAAACAUGGGAUCAUGGCGAAAAUCUCUGCAAUGCUAUACACGGCGCGGUUUUUAAUCUGGAAUAUUCUCCUGAUGGAUCUCUGUUAUUGGCUGCCUGCGAGAAAAGGAGCAUCUUGAUGUUCGAUCCAUUGUGCAGGCGCUUCAUACAUGCCAUAGACAAUGCUCACAAUGAUUCUGUCAACUGCGUAAGAUUUUUGGACCAACGGAUGUUUGCGACUUGUUCUGACGACAGUACAGUAGCUCUUUGGGAUGCAAGAAAUUUGAAACAAAGAAUAAGAACUCUUAAGGGUCAUUCAAAUUGGGUAAAAAAUAUUGAAUACAGCCCUAAUGACGGACUGUUGCUGACGAGUGGUUUUGAUGGUAGCAUAUACACAUGGGAUAUAAACAGUUUUACGGAGAACAGUUUUAUAUACAAUCGGGUGUUUCACACAAAUGGUUUGAUGCGUACCAGGCUCAGUCCAGAUGCCUCCAAAAUGCUCAUUUGUACAACAUCUGGUUAUCUCAUUAUCAUCCACAAUCUCAAGUUAAGCACACUCUCCCAAGAUCUAGCUGGCUUCAAGCCAAAUAUGUACAGACUGAUGCAAUUGUCGCAAACAACCAUACCAGUUGCAGCUAAUUUUACUCAUCUGUUCUCCAACUCUCGGACUCACAACAGAGUUGAAUUUUUGACAGACUUUCCAGUCGGCGACGAUGCUGAAGUCAUAUCGAGUCUCCAAGUACAUCCCCAAGGGUGGUGCGUUCUUUCCAGAAAUGUUAGCAACGGUGAAAAAUCUGAGUGGACAUGUAUCCACGAUAUUCAAGAGCGGGACAAUGCCGAGAUAAUUGAGCAGUUGAAGGAAGGUGAUGAGACACCGAGUCAAAUGAGCGAGGCUAUCGAGGAGGAUUUCGAUAUGGCACAGCAGCCGCAGCCAUCGCGUUCAGGAAUAACGUCUUCGUUCGUGAUAGACAGUGCGAAUCGGGUGAGGAUAGUGCAGACAAUGUCGGACGUUAGAAACAACGCGUUUGUAUCGACAGAUGCGACACAGCCGGUGAGGCCAUCAAGAACGAAUAAUUGGCAAGAAUUGCGUCGUAUUAAUUUGCGUUCUAAUUCGAGAAGUCCGCGUUCGGAGAGGCACGUAGUGAGAACAAAUUUCGGAGUCGUUGAGAUAAGUACAAACAGCGUGGGUGCGACGACGGAUAGCGAGAGAACCAAUAGCAACGCGGAUGAUGAGUCGCGAGGUCCAAGAAGUCCUGAAAGAAGCGAGCGCCCGGGAGAAAACGUGGGAACUCGCGAGGAAGACGUCGGCUACGAGGCCGAACGCGAUGGAGAAGAAGACUACAGAAUUCCACGUGCAAAUCCACAGAUACACGAUUGGCGAAGACGGAGCAUCCUUGAGAACGGCAACUUCUCAUCGGCGAACGUAGAAUUACACGUUAGUUCGACUGACGUUUGGGAAGCUUUGGUUGCCAUAAGAGAAGCGCGUCUUAGACGCGAAAGAGAAAGAGAAUUUUAUCCCCUGGCCGCACGCCUCAGUUGGAUAAACCGAUCGAACACACCACGAGCAUCCCACACUGUUGUUAUUAUAGGUGACCGCGGCAGGCCGCAGACUCAAAAUCGACAAGGACAAAACCCGAUGUUCGCGAUACCUCGCAAUCAUAAAAUCCAUCAGAAUGUUUCGAGACUUACUCAUUACAUAGAGGAGCCCAAUGUUGGCUCCGGUUAUAUCAAAGAAUUGUGUUUUUCCGCCGAUGGCAGAUUAAUCUGUUCCCCUUUUGGUUUCGGCGUUCGUCUCCUCGCUUUCUCCGGCGAUUGCCAGGAACUCUCAAACUGCGUACCGACUGGCAAUAAAUCCGUACAGUUGGCUGAAUUAGCUACCAAUAUCAGCCACACUGAUAUCGUUGUUAGCACAAAAUUCUCACCGCGACAUUGCCUCCUCGUAUCCGGUUGUCUCAGCGGGAAAAUCGUUUGGCAUCAGCCGGUUGUUUAGCUAAAUCAAUUAUUCUCUGUUUUUUCAUUCUUCUUUUCCUUAUUUUUUUUUAUAUUGUACUUGGGUCAUUCGAUCCAAUCUGAUUGCCAGAAUUUCUUCAUUUUUCGCGAGGACGAAACGAUGUAUGUGUCGGUGAGGAAUUUGCAUUUUUCAGCUUCCUUAGACGCAGUCGACACUUGGAUAUAUAAUUUAGGAAAUGCGUUUGCUUUUCUUUAUGCGCGGAAUCAUUGGAUUUCAUAGUAUAGUUUGUAUCGUUGGCAAAAGACAAUUUUUAUGACUUUUCAGUAAUCCAACCAGAACUUUUGGAUCCUUUUUUUUGAGUUUCUAAUAAAUGAGCAAACCAAAGUGAUUUUUUAUUUUGACACAAUGAAAUUUCCGUGCAUUUCUCAGUGAUACAAAUUUUAACUUUAUCUGGAUAUCUUCUCUAUGGACGAUGGUUCGUCUUUUCGAAUAAAAUAUAGAGAUUGUAAACAAAAGCAAACGCACUCUUAUACUGAUAAAAUCUUGAAAUCGUGUAAAUAACCUUGGAUGACUAAAAUGAAGAUCUUGGUGAUCGGCGGUUCGACGGCCGUUCUACAAUGAGUUUUAGAGGUCACUUAGUUCAAAUGCACAGUGGACGUAUUGAAAUUGGAUGAGCCUUUGAAAAUUUUCAACUACCAAGCCAUUUUUGAGAUAUGAAUAUUUAUUCUGCUGAUUAUAACUAAAAGGUAUUACUGCGCUAUGUAAUCAAAGUGUUUUUUUGUACUUUAUAAUCUAAAGUAAUCGGAUCGUUCAUUUUGUUUUCAACAUUUUUAAAAAAUAUUUUAUGCUCAAAUCAAAGACAUUCGUCCAAUUUAUGGAACAUAUUCUUGAAUCAUCAACAAUUUUGUUAUUUAAAUUUUUCAUUUUACAAAACUUUUGAUGAAAUAACUUUGAGUUGAAGUGAUUUAUUGAUAUAUCUUUCUGAUAUUAUUAUCACCCAGCAAUAAUGGUUACGGCUUUUCAAUAAUGGCUGAAUAAUUUUUUAUUUUUAGUCGAACAUCUAAAAUAAAUUAAAAAAAUGAAAAACUCAGUACUUUCAAUCCCAAAAAAUGCUCCGUUAACUCCUCCAUCUGGUCAAACGAUAAAGCUCUUGACAUUUAUAUUUGAAUUUGAAUCAUUUUCCCUAUCAACAUCAGUCAUACAUUGAGAAUUUUUUAAAUUGACAUGAAGGAUAGCAAUUUUUCUUUGUUCGAAUAUCAGUGAUGGCAUUACGCAGGUUUUACAAUGUAAAAUACGAAGAUGUGAGAAUGUAUUUGUUGAUUUCUAAUAUAGAUUUUGAAGAAACCGGUAGAAUCUUAUGGAUUUUGUUGAACACGUUACAAGUUCCAAGGCAUUUUGAGAAAAAAAUUCUUAAUUUCAAUCUUAUGGUAUUUCUCAACAUUUCUGGAGGCCAGAACGAGACACGUAUUCUGUAAGGGUUACAAGUAAACGAGCGUUUUACGGUACAAGUUAUUUUUCAAAAGAUACAUUGGCUUGAGAAAAUUAGAGAAUCAAAUCUAUUAUUUAAAAAAGAAACUUAAGGGAAAGAGGUUAGUCCCGUCCAGCGGGAAGUCCUCGGUCAUUAUGCCAUUGCAACGAAGACCAUUGACAGUAAACACAAUGCAAGAAUAUAUUUUGGUAAUGGCCGAGGCUUCCCACCGGACGGAGCAGCUGCCCCCGUUUCCCUUAUGCUUUUACGAUUAUCAGGAGCUUUGCACUCAUCUUUGAAUUUCGCUUUAUAUUUAGACAAUAUUUUUUCGGAGGUUAGAAAAAAAGCAAGUGUACCUGCCUGUCAGGGGUUGAAUUUUGACGAAGCCGGCUGAUUUUCAGUUUCUCUUUUCUUCUAAACGUUGCGGUAUUAUUGAACAUAAAAUGAAUGACCUCGCGAACUUGUGUAGUAGUAUUGUUCCAGAAAAAGAGUAGUGAAUUUAGGAUUAUACAUUGCUUCGUUUCGGUCAUUCGAGAGUUGAUAAAUGCAUAUUGCGACAUAAUCCAAUCAUUAAAAAUUGAAACUAAUAUUCGCGAUAAGCCAUUUGGUAAAUCACGAAAAUAAAUGUAUAGCUGCAGAGCGCGGAAAAUGUCGUAAAAAUCAGGCGGUAAUAUGUGAGGGGAAUUUUCGAUGCUUAUCGUCCGUCGAAUUUUCAUACACAAAAUUCGCGAUGGAGGAUUUUUUCGUGUAAUAUUCGAAUAGAAACAAAGAAGGCAAUCACGUCGUGAAUUAUAUACGAGUGUCGUAAGUGUUUCAUUGAGUUAAUGAAAGAAAAAUCUCUGUGACAAGUGCAAACGUUUACGAAUCACCGAUAUUUGAUCCAUUUUAUACCUUUUAUUUUAGCAACUCGUAAAGAAGUUUCCAUGCGGGUGUUUUUGGUAGUAGUUAGUAUAUAUAUAUACACCUAAAAAUAUACCCUCAUACUUACAUAUAGCGACAUGGCGACAGAAGAGCAACAGAGCACAGGCAUCGAUGUCCAUCGCUCGGACAGGAUUCCAUCUAUAUAGCGGUGUACUUAUACAUGUCAACUCUAGAAAAAAACAACAGCUCGCAUCGUACCCAUCAUUCUAAAAACAUCAUACAUUUCUAUCUACUUUCACAACAGAAAAAGUCCAGCCCACACCAAUUGUUAAACUCUUCUUUAUUCUCUGUUUAUUUUUUCGUAUUAUUUUUCUUUCUCUAUUAUUCGAACGCAAUUUUUCGAUGUAAUUUUUCGUGAUAAUGAUUUGCACGAUAAUGGUGAUCCACGCGCGAGACCCCGUAACACAUUGAAAUCAAACUAUUGUGUACAGCAGUUAACGUGAUGUUUGUUUUGUAAGAUUUUGUUUUCUUUUUCUAUUAAUAAAAAAACACACAUAAUCCACUCCCAAAUGGUUAUGUGCUAUUUAA
Venturia canescens is the source of this 5669-nucleotide messenger RNA. Its product is annotated as DDB1- and CUL4-associated factor 10. Gene Ontology annotation, molecular function: protein binding. The transcript is spliced from 6 exons. Lineage: Eukaryota; Metazoa; Arthropoda; Insecta; Hymenoptera; Ichneumonidae. Bases 695 to 2791 code for a protein of 698 amino acids. The record is from RefSeq and is a predicted model, not a curated record. Gene Ontology annotation, cellular component: Cul4-RING E3 ubiquitin ligase complex.